Aegilops tauschii subsp. strangulata is the source of this 867-nucleotide messenger RNA. The record is from RefSeq and is a predicted model, not a curated record. NCBI's taxonomy places the organism in Eukaryota, Viridiplantae, Streptophyta, Magnoliopsida, Poales, Poaceae.
AUGGCUAAGACAUACACUGCUUGUAACUGGGUCCGAUCCCGGGUCACUGAAGAAGACCUGAACAACUUCGUUGCAACUGGCACCUUAGCCAAGAAAGAGGACAUCCACUGGAGGGUCUCUAUCGAAGAAAAUCCACCUAAGCCCAAGGACGGAGAAGCCAACUCUUCAUUUUGGAAGAAGAAACCGCAAGAAAAACCGGCCAAACUGGCUCGUACCAAGACCAAGGUCACCAAGAGGCCUGCUAAGAAGAAAACCAUCGAGGCUGCCGGGAAGAGGCCGACGCCAGCCGUGCAGAUGAUGCAGAGGGCCAUGGCAAAACCCAGCAAGAAGGCGAAGGUAACCAAAACUCCUGAGAACCCUUCUGAGUCGGAGCAGCAGCCAGAAAAAACCUCUCAAGCUCCUGAAGCCACAGUUGAUGAACCGCCACCAGUUGAUCACAAUGUUGAUGUUGACCAGAUGAAUGUUGACCCGACCAUCACUGAUCCACCAAGCCCCAUCAAAACGGCAAGUCCUAUUAAACCGGCGGAAGAAAAAGACGAUGAUGUUACCAUCACUGGGCAUGGCUAUACAGAGCCAGGCAAACCCACUGUCCUAUCCAAACACAGUGCUAAGGAAGAAAUUCCUAUUGCUGACAAGGGCAAGUGGUCAGUCAAUCUGGACAGUUAUGCCAGUUUCAGUGCCCAAGAAAUUCACUCUAGGUAUUUGAACCAUCUUUAUACAAGCCGCGACUAUGAAGCCGGCUUAGUAAACUUGAUGAAGGAGUGCUAUGAGGCCGAACUUAGUAGCAAAGAAUCCCAAGUCGACGACCUUCAAGAAAACAUCAAGUCUCAGCAAGCAGAAACCUCCAAGGCCAAAGAGAUGAGCUGA